Molecule: messenger RNA, 681 nt
Organism: Notothenia coriiceps (black rockcod)
Lineage: Eukaryota; Metazoa; Chordata; Actinopteri; Perciformes; Nototheniidae
Product: gamma-glutamyl hydrolase-like
Exons: 4
Biological process (GO): tetrahydrofolylpolyglutamate metabolic process
Cellular component (GO): vacuole
Molecular function (GO): gamma-glutamyl-peptidase activity
Source: RefSeq, a predicted model, not a curated record
CUAGCAGCCCAAUCCAGCCGUCUGUUCCAGAGUUUUCCCAAGGAUCUUCUGCAAUCUCUGGCUGUGGAAAACAUCACUGGCAACUUCCACACAUGGAGUCUGUCUCUACAGAACUACAGCCGAAAUGCCAAACUGAAGAGGUUCUACAAGGUGCUGUCCACUAACAACGAUGGGAAGAAAGAAUUCAUCUCCACCAUGGAAGCCCAUCGAUACCCAUUCUAUGCCGUGCAGUGGCACCCAGAGAAAGCUCCCUUUGAGUGGGUGGAUAAGCCGGGCAUGACUCACUCCCCCACUGCCAUAAGAGUCUCUUUCUACACCUCCAGCUUCUUUAUCUCUGAAGCCAUGAAGAACCGACACCAUUUCCCCAGUCUGGUGGAGGAAGAGCGAGCGCUCAUCUACAACUUCUCUCCUGUCUUCAGAGGCAUGAAUUCCAUCUUUAUCCAGAACUAUUACUUUGACUAAUUCACAGUACCUAAGAUGGAACAGACCUGGGGCUUAGUUUAGUCAGAACUCGUUAUUAUGAGAAAAUCAACUUUUUAAUACCGAGCUCACGAUCAUAAGCGGAUUUGAAAAAACGGGAAACAUGCAAAAACGAAGCUUAAAGGUUCCAUGUCAUGGCCAUUUCUACUGAUCAUAAUUCCAUUGUUGAGGUCUACUAGAAUUGGUUUAUAUUGUGCAAUG